AUGGAGCAUUGCAUAUGUGAUCAUCCAUCCCAUUCCACACCCAUUUACAAGCAAUAUUCCGAAAUUGUGAGGAUUUUUACACUUUUUCGUCCCGUUAUUCAACAAUCAGGUCCUUGCAAAGACAACCCGUCAUAUCAUCAUGCCCCCGGAAUUUGGGUGGACUUCCUCACAUCUCUAAGCUUGCCUGGUCAUCGGCAGGGCAAUAUCACUGGUAUAUUCAAUAACAUCAUAUACAAGAGCCCAAGCUGGAAAUUAGGAACCAUAUGA
This is a messenger RNA of Sclerotinia sclerotiorum 1980 UF-70, 267 nucleotides long. RefSeq lists its product with no specific name. The record is from RefSeq and is a predicted model, not a curated record. Lineage: Eukaryota; Fungi; Ascomycota; Leotiomycetes; Helotiales; Sclerotiniaceae. The transcript has a single exon. Bases 1 to 267 code for a protein of 88 amino acids.